AUGCAUGUAGACAAUCAAAGAACCUCAAAGAAACGACAGUUAAGGUUGGUUUUACCUUCAGGGGAGCGACGACAGGCUUCACCCACGCUCAAAUUAUUGGGAGUGACGUUAGAUAGUCAGUGGAAGUUCUCCAAACAUGUUGAAGCGAUAGCGAUAAAGGGGAAAAUGGUCUUAGGAAUUAUACGCCGAUUGGGGGGAAUAACCUGGGGUGUCACAGGGGCUUCGAUGCGCAACCUAUACCAAGGCUGUGUAAGACCCAUAUUGGAGUACGCAAGUCCAGUGUGGUAUCCUAAGAUAACCAAACAAGAACGGGAGCAGCUCCAACGCAUUCAAAAUACGGGAUUACGAGCCAUAUUGGGUGGUUAUCAUCAAACACCCAUCGAUUGCCUCCAUAGAGAUACUGACAUCAUGCCUUUAGAGCAACGAUAUGAUACCUUACAGGAUAAUUAUAUCGUGCGACUACAUCGUAAUGUGGAUCCUGAGAACCCAGUUAAUGCUGAGUCUACAUGGUGGAGAAAGCAUAUGGAACACAAUGAGUUGGUCCAACGACUCUAUGAGGUUCUACCCAAAGAGGAAAUCUUUCAAGACCGGAUUCGACGACGGAAACCGCCGUGGAAGAAAGAGGACAUGGAAUCUGAAAGUAAAGCCUGGAAGGUCAAGAGUGAACUAAAGAAAAAGAUUUAUCAAAGACAUCACACAAUAUGGGAAACACAAUACCGGACGUCUGCAAAAGGAGAGUUUUACCGGUCAUAUACUCUUCCAAGGUUAUAUAAUGCAGACCACAAAAACCCUUUGAGAUAUUUCUUAAAUGAAUGCUCAAAGAAUGAACUCAGUAAACUGGUGCAGUUACGAACAGCCAAAGGAGCGUUUGGAAUGUUCUUCAAGAGGUUUAAAAUCAACAACCGACCCCAUCAAUGUGAAUGUGGAGAGGAAGAAGAUGUUAAACAUCUAUUAUGUGAGUGCCCAGUCACUGAAAAUCAUCGUCAGAUCUUACGUGAUGCUUCUGCGACGCUAGAUAUAAAAGUCCUCCUUGAUUCCAAGAAGGGCUUAAAAGCGGUAUUGGCUUUUUUGGCCAAAGCUCCGCAAUUACUUUAG
Sugiyamaella lignohabitans is the source of this 1095-nucleotide messenger RNA. Its product is annotated as reverse transcriptase. Lineage: Eukaryota; Fungi; Ascomycota; Dipodascomycetes; Dipodascales; Trichomonascaceae. The coding region runs from base 1 to 1095 and encodes 364 amino acids. The transcript has a single exon. The record is from RefSeq and is a predicted model, not a curated record.